Molecule: messenger RNA, 3360 nt
Organism: Saimiri boliviensis boliviensis (Bolivian squirrel monkey)
Lineage: Eukaryota; Metazoa; Chordata; Mammalia; Primates; Cebidae
Gene: CSNK1A1
Product: casein kinase 1 alpha 1
Biological process (GO): protein phosphorylation
Molecular function (GO): protein kinase activity; ATP binding
Source: RefSeq, a predicted model, not a curated record
AUUUUGUGUUGGCUGGAGCUGGAGUAACAAGAUGGCGUCGUCGGCGGAGUGACAGGGGUCCCUCCGGGCCGGAGCCAGCGGCAGUGCUGGCAGUGGUAUAGCCGCCCUAGCUCACCGCGCCCCUUUUUCUGCCCGUGACGUCGCCGCUCAAGCGGGGCAUCGGCGGCCGCCGGGAAACAAGUGGCCCAGCCUGGUAGCCGCGAGAAGCCCUUCACAGACUGCGGCCUGGCAAAAAGAAACCUGACUGUGAUCAGCGGCGGCGAUCAGGUUCCCCUCGGCUGAUUCUGGGCCCCGAACGCCGGUAAAGGCUUCUGUGUUCCGUUUCCUGCCGCCUUCCUCCGUAGCCUUGCCCGGUGGAGGAGCUCGAGAGGUCUCCGUCUUCCCCUCAGAGGUGUCGGGGCUCGGCCCCAGCCUCCAUCUUCGUCUCUCGGGAUGGCGAGCAGCAGCGGCUCCAAGGCCGAAUUCAUUGUCGGAGGGAAAUACAAACUGGUACGGAAGAUCGGGUCUGGCUCCUUCGGGGACAUCUAUCUGGCGAUCAACAUCACCAACGGCGAGGAAGUGGCAGUGAAGCUAGAAUCUCAGAAGGCCAGGCAUCCCCAGUUGCUGUACGAGAGCAAGCUCUAUAAGAUUCUUCAAGGUGGGGUUGGCAUCCCCCACAUACGGUGGUAUGGUCAGGAAAAAGACUACAAUGUACUAGUCAUGGAUCUUCUGGGACCUAGCCUUGAAGACCUCUUCAAUUUCUGUUCAAGAAGGUUCACAAUGAAAACUGUACUUAUGUUAGCUGACCAGAUGAUCAGUAGAAUUGAAUAUGUGCAUACAAAGAAUUUUAUACACAGAGACAUUAAACCAGAUAACUUCCUAAUGGGUAUUGGGCGUCACUGUAAUAAGUGUUUAGAAUCUCCAGUGGGGAAGAGGAAAAGAAGCAUGACUGUUAGUACUUCUCAGGACCCAUCUUUCUCAGGAUUAAACCAGUUAUUCCUUAUUGAUUUUGGUUUGGCCAAAAAGUACAGAGACAACAGGACAAGGCAACACAUACCAUACAGAGAAGAUAAAAACCUCACUGGUACUGCCCGAUAUGCUAGCAUCAAUGCACAUCUUGGUAUUGAGCAGAGUCGCCGAGAUGACAUGGAAUCAUUAGGAUAUGUUUUGAUGUAUUUUAAUAGAACCAGCCUGCCAUGGCAAGGUCUAAAGGCUGCAACAAAGAAACAAAAAUAUGAAAAGAUUAGUGAAAAGAAGAUGUCCACUCCUGUUGAAGUUUUAUGUAAGGGGUUUCCUGCAGAAUUUGCCAUGUACUUAAACUAUUGUCGUGGGCUACGCUUUGAGGAAGCCCCAGAUUACAUGUAUCUGAGGCAGCUAUUCCGCAUUCUUUUCAGGACCCUGAACCAUCAAUAUGACUACACAUUUGAUUGGACAAUGUUAAAGCAGAAAGCAGCACAGCAGGCAGCCUCUUCCAGUGGGCAGGGUCAGCAGGCCCAAACCCCGACAGGCAAGCAAACUGACAAAACCAAGAGUAACAUGAAAGGUUAGUAGCCAAGAACCAAGUGACGUUACAGGGAAAAAAUUGAAUACAAAAUUGGGUAAUUCAUUCAUUUCUAACAGUGUUAGAUCAAGGAGGUGGUUUUAAAAUACAUAAAAAAUUUGGCUCUGUGUUAAAAAAAAAAAAAAGACGUCCUUGGAAAAUUUGACUACUAACUUUAAACCCAAAUGUCCUUGUUCAUAUAUAUGUAUAUGUAUUUGUAUAUACAUAUAUGUGUGUAUAUUAUAUCAUUUCUCUUGGGAUUUGGGGUCAUUUUUUAACAACUGCAUCUUUUUUACUCAUUCAUUAACCCCCUUUCCAAAAAUUUGGUGCUGGGAAUAUAAUAUAAUAUCAAUCAAUCCAAAAUCCUAGACCUAACACUUGUUGAUUUCUAAUAAUGAAUUUGGUUAGCCAUAUUUUGACUUUAUUUCAGACUAACAAUGUUAAGAUUUUUUAUUUUGCAUGUUAAUGCUUUAGCAUUUAAAAUGGAAAAUUGUGAACAUGAUCUAAUAUCAAGAGGUGAGUCUGGCAUUACCCCCGAAGUGUCCAUCUUCUCAGUUGCAGAGCAUCUCGUUUACUCUCUUAAAUGCUCACAUAACUGCAAAACUCAGCACAUCUUUUCUAGUCACAAAAAUAAUUCUCUUAUUUGCAGUUUAACCACAUAUGAUCUUAAUUUCAAAAUAAUUUCUUUGGUUUUGGCUUUAUUUUUUACAAUGUUGCAAAUAUCAGGCUCUCAGGGUUUAAUGUGCAAUUGAAGUCUACAGUCAGGCCUUGCAAAUUGAAGAUGACUGGGGCAAAUGCCAUUGAAACUGCUGGUCUAUUUCCUUUCUACCUUUCUCUGGCACUCUUACUGCCUGUAAGGAGCAGAACUGUUAGGGCACACUGUUGCCAUACAGUUUGACUCUCAUUUUCAUGUUUUAUUCUUCUUUUCCCAUUUCUGGGGCUUACUUCCUGAUAGCUGCCUACUUUCUGGAAGUAGUGGGCUUUCUGGAAGUAGUGGGCAAGUAAGAUUUGGCUUUUGGUUUCUAAUUUUUAAAUUUCUGAAUGACUGCUCUAGUCUGAACUUGGCCUUUAUAGAUUAAUAUUUGCUUCACAUUUUAGUGUUGUAUUUAAACUAUUUUAUAAUUUAAAAAUAGAUUCUAAUCUGAAGAUACUUUUCGAGAAAUAUUAUUAACUGAUGUCAUCCUCAUCCCGGGAGCUCAUCUGUUAGGAAUGAAGUUGAGAUGCUUCUCUUACAUGUUUCUGUAUUUGGGAAGGAUUCAAAGUUGAUGGUUUAUUGUCAUUGGGAUUUUCAGAUGGUGACAUUUCAACUCAGGAUAGCAAACACUAAUGUUCGCCUGUGCAUCUCAGUUGUUCCUUAAUUGCCCCUUUUCAGUGUUUUAAUCAUUGUAUAACUAAUCAUAGUGCCAAGAAGUUCAUAAUGUGUUAUGUGGCUAGUGUCACUGAAAAACGGUCCUACCAUUUAAGUAAGAGUCUCUAACCCAAGGACUUACUACAGCUGACACCUAUAGUGUAUUGUGCUUUUUCUCACAAAAUGAGACCAAUUCUGCCUAAAGCUAGCUGGGAUAAUAGGAUCAUCACAAGUUGCAGUUUCUGUAACUAUAAUUAGAUUGAAAUCUCAUCUGACCUAGAACAUUUUACUUCGGGCAUUCAGCAGACUUCAGAAAGAAUUAACUUUUUUUUUAGUUAGUUCCUUUGUUAAUUUACUAUGUGUCUCUUAUUCAAUAAACGAGCAGAAUUUUUGUCCUGCCUUAUCCAGGUCGUAAAGAUGAGAAGUUGGAUCCACUCAGUUGGGAUGUUUCCUUGGAUGAGGGGGAAACUGUAAUUAAACCUGUUUAAUCCUU